This is a messenger RNA of Mercurialis annua (annual mercury), 1395 nucleotides long. Its product is annotated as F-box protein SKIP8. The record is from RefSeq and is a predicted model, not a curated record. NCBI's taxonomy places the organism in Eukaryota, Viridiplantae, Streptophyta, Magnoliopsida, Malpighiales, Euphorbiaceae. Gene Ontology annotation, molecular function: protein binding. Bases 226 to 1071 code for a protein of 281 amino acids. The transcript is spliced from 3 exons.
AGUCACGAGUCACAAGCCUCCCCAGUCCCCACCCUUUUGUCUCUGAAAGAAAAAAAAAACCUUUUUUCCUUCAUCUUCUUCGCCAUUAAUUAUUAGGGUUUCCUUAAAUAACAAUACAAAGAACUUUCAAAACCCUAAUUAAAACAUUUAAUUUCAGGUUUCUUAAAUUUCUAUGUCCUGCGGAAAAUCAAAAUCAGGUUUCAUGUCGAGUGAAAAAUUAAUUGAAUGGAGAUUACAACUUCAACUCUCACUUCACACCCAUUUUUAUUAGCUUCUUCUUUAACUCUCAUUUCUCUUUUACUCGCUUUUUUCUCCUUCCGAUUGUCAAAAUCAUCGCCGUCGCGAAUUAAUAAUAGUAAAAUUUGUAAUUGCUGUUGCCACGUUAACGGUCACGGUGUUAAUAUGGUGGUUGCGGCGGUGGCGAAAACGGAGAAGGAAAAGGUUAGCGUGGAUAGGCAGAGUGGCGCGUCUAUGAUGGAGCAGUUGGUGCCGGAGAUUACGACACACGCGCUUAGUUAUUUGGAUUAUCCGAGUUUGUGUAGAUUGUCUAUGACUAAUUCUUUGAUGCGUAAAGCUGCCAAUGAUGAUAAUGCCUGGAAAGCUCUGUAUCACAAGGAUUUUACAUUGGAACAAGACACCGUGACGCCUGUUAAUGGGUGGAAAGCUUACUAUGCAUCUACGAGAGCCAUUGUGAAUGUCAAUGCGGAAUUCUUCAAUAUCAUUAAAGAAAGGGGUCUUCAAGCUAUGAGUCGAGUUUGGUUGAAUGUCGAUUAUGUCAAGUGCAUUCAUGCUUCUGGGGAACUUUUUUCGGGGUAUAAUGCUGUAAUGCAGAGUUGGCAGCUUGCAUUUAAUUGGGAGCAAGGGCUAGACUUUCAGGUCCGGGACGUGCGAGUUCGGGUACUAACAGAUAUGGCUUGGGUUACAAUGAAGGCGUACGUUGACAUGGACACAGGGCCAUUUACCGUAACUAAUGUGUUUGAGUUCCACAACGGUCGAUGGUACAUGGUUCAUCAUCACAACUCAGUGAUGCUUAUUGAUGGAGAUGUGGACCAACAGAUUGUGCAUGCAUAAAAGAGUAAGAAUUGAUAGUAAUUAGUAUAACCUUUUAAAUACUAGAUGGAAAUUAGUCGUAUUUACUAGCAAGAGCAAGUUUCUUGAAUUUCCAAUCUCAGUUUUGCUUCUCUUUUAUCUUUUGUUUUCAUUAAUCUUUUUCUUAUUGUUAAUCCUCCCAUUAUCUUUCUGCUGUAAGUUUUUAUAUUUUGUAUACAGAUAUGUAAUGCACAAUAGAUGUAUUGCUAUCACUGCUAAGAGGUAGGUGCUCCAUCUGAAUUAACCGACUACUUGAAUUAAUCGAAUCGCAAUCCGCUGAUAAUACUCAGCUCAGUUUCGGUUUUA